Messenger RNA from Diabrotica virgifera virgifera (western corn rootworm), 2868 nucleotides. It is a transcript of the gene ric8a, whose product is annotated as synembryn. Gene Ontology annotation, biological process: G protein-coupled receptor signaling pathway. Gene Ontology annotation, cellular component: cytoplasm. NCBI's taxonomy places the organism in Eukaryota, Metazoa, Arthropoda, Insecta, Coleoptera, Chrysomelidae. The transcript has 8 exons. Gene Ontology annotation, molecular function: guanyl-nucleotide exchange factor activity; G-protein alpha-subunit binding. Bases 161 to 1795 code for a protein of 544 amino acids. The record is from RefSeq and is a predicted model, not a curated record.
CAUGUCAAAUUGUCUAAGUCUAAAAUAUAUAUGAGCUGUGUUUGGAAAUGUUUAUUUACGUUUUCCAAAUUAGGUAAAUCCAAAAAUCAUUUGUCGGGAAGAAAAAUAAUUAAUUUAGAAAGUUGUAUUGUUAAUAAUAGUGCAUACUGGAAUUAUUAAAAUGGCUAACAACAUUUCGGACAUUGAUGCUAUCAUAUUAGCUGAAAAAGAUACUUGGGCUACAGUAAUUGAUAGCUUUGUAAAAAAGUCACUACAAGUAUUCAGUUUUCCUGAGUUGGCCAAUGACGAAAAAAGGAAAAAUGUAUGGACUGUUGUAUACAAUAUUGCCAAAGAUUCUGAUGAUCCAAUUGUUACAAAAAAUUGUUUUAUAGCAGUGAGAAUCUUAAGCCGUGAAAAGGAACAUCUGAGUGAAGUUAUUAGUGAUGAUUGGAUCAAUUUAAUCAAACACCAUUCCGGAUUGGACAAUGAACACUUUGAAUACAAUGAUAACAAAUCUUUAAUUUGUGUAGAGGUGUUGAAGAGUCUGUCAAAUAUAUUGUUUAAUUCUAAGAAAAUUGCUGAGAAGUCUUUAGAAAAUGGAAUAUUGGAGGGAUUGACCAAGAGAAUAAAACAUAAGAACAAAAAAAUAUCAGACGAUAUCAGAUUUAUGGAUAUACGGCUGGUAUUUUUAAUUACGGCCUUGUGCCCAGAAGCUAGAAACAAAGUUUUUGACAUGAUUGACACAUUUAAUAAUGUUUUGGAAGAAGUUUUACAGGAAGCAGCUAAAAACCACCUGAAACAUGAAGAUCUACCACCAAUUUACUUAACUCCUGCUCAAGCUGAAAUGGUGUCAGAAAUACUAAAAGCACUUUUCAACUUAACCAUAAGAAUAGAAGAAUCUGACGUAGAAACAAUGGCAACUUGUAUAGAACUUGUCAAGGUUCUCCGCAGCUAUCUUUUGAUAUCCUCAUCAGAUUUAGAAAAAACAUGGAUUUUGCGUAAUGAUGUCAUCAAUCUGUUGACGAAUAUGCCCGAAGAAACUUAUUCUGAGUUGCUGCCUCCAGUCUCAGAGUCCCACCAAAUUAUAAAAUCGUUGGAGUUUGAAGGAAAGAACAUGACCGCUAUUUACGAAAUGACAAUGUUCUUGAAGGCCAAGUUUAAUGAUCAACCUGAUAUCUAUAACCAACAUGAAAUCCUGUCUCCUAUAGUGACAGUUCUUCUAAAAGGAGCAACCACUCACAGGCCUAUCAGAAAGUUUUUAAGGAAUCAAAUUUUACCACCCCUAAAAGAUGUUCACACCAGACCUGAAGAAGGCAAUACAUUGAGGAACCAUCUGUGCAGGUUACUUACCACUCCUGUCACUCAAUUGCGAGAUUUGGUUGCCGAUUUACUGUUUGUUUUGUGCAAAAACAAUGUGGCCCGUAUGAUAAAAUACACAGGAUAUGGCAACGCGGCAGGUCUUUUUGCUACCAAAGGUGUCUUAGCAGGUGGACGUUACAAAGGUGAAGAUGAUUAUGAUUCUGAAAGUGAGGACAGUGAUACUGACGAAUAUAACUUACAUAAACAUGGAAUAAAUCCAGUUAUUGGUUGCUAUGAAGAGCCUCAUCCUAGUGCUUCAGAACAAAUGACAGAGGAACAGAAAGAAUAUGAAGCCAUGAAGUUAGUGGUACUUCUGGAUAGUCUAAUGAAAUGUGGAUCAAUAAAUCCUUGUGUAGUAGGCAAAGACGGCAAGCCUGAACCAAUAACGCAUGUUCUACAGUUGCAAGAAGGACUCAAGGAAGGAAUGGUUAAAUUUUUAAACGAAGACAGCGAUUAGAAAAUAAUAAUUUUAAGUUAUAUAUAAUGAAAAGUCUGUAGGAGCAUUUACGACAGAUACUUAUCGUUUUUAUGUAUAAAUUAAUUGGGUAUUUUGUUUUUAAGUGUUGUCUAUUACAUACGUCAAUUCAUUAAUCUUCUGGAUAAAAAUAACAUUUUUUUAUUGCUAUGCAGCACACAAAUUUAAAUGCUGUUAAAAAUAAAUAAAAUUAUGACAGAAAAAUUGAGAAUAACUUCAAUAUAAAUCAUAAUAUAUAUUUGACAGUUACGUCAAAGGCGUCAUAUUGUGCGUGACUAACAAUUACCUGUUAAUUUUUUCGUUAUUUAGCUUAACGUCUCGACAACUAAUGGUCAUUGGCAUGAUCCAGUUGAUUUUGCAGUCAGAUACCUAUUGUAGCGUGUGUGUUGAGUAAAUGUCUUAUUACUUUUAGAAGUCGACUUCAUUGUCUUUACAAAGAGACGCUAAUUGUAUCCGAACGUCUCCGGGAGUACUGAUCCCACAAGGAUAGAAACUAUCUUCACUUAUUAAUUUUUAAUAAAUUAAAAAUUUCCUACCCUUAAUGAGAUUCGAACUCACGACCCCUGAAUCCAAAGGUAGGCUCUCUUACCACUGAGCCACAGAAGGGGUUACCUGUGAAAUUGAGUUUAAAAGGAAAUAAAAUAAAGAGGGUAAUCAUGGACGUUAUAAUAUUGCUUGCGUAUGUUCUUUGUGUUAAUUUUGUCCAGAAGUGUAUAGAUUUUAAUUCAUUUAAUUCAUGUAUAGAUUUUAUUCUGCAAAAGUUUACAUUAGCAGGGAUCAACUUCUUAAAAAAAACCCGGAUAUUUGCGCACUAAAGAAAAUAUUGCGCACAUGUACAAUGGUGCCACAUAUACAAUUGUUUUUUGCGGAGGAAAUAUUUAUGUGUAAUUUAAAUUUUAAAAGUAGAGUACAUGUGAAUUAUUACUAAUCUUUAUAGGUAGGUAUAAUUAGGCGACAUCAAGAAAGAAAAAAGAAUGUGUUUGUACUUUGUACGCACGUAAGAAGUUAUACUUCUAUUAUAUGAUUUCUUAAAAAUAAAUAUACUUUAAACAGUU